Messenger RNA from Tetrahymena thermophila SB210, 2922 nucleotides. RefSeq names its product zinc finger protein. NCBI's taxonomy places the organism in Eukaryota, Ciliophora, Oligohymenophorea, Hymenostomatida, Tetrahymenidae. The record is from RefSeq and is a predicted model, not a curated record. The transcript has a single exon.
AUGCAAAUAAAUUAGCCAGAUAUAAAAAUAUAAAGUUCCUUCUAAGAUACAAGAGAUGAACUUUAGUAGAAUAUACUCGCUAACUAGAGCUUAAAUUCAUCUAAGAAUUAGAUAGAGUAUUGCAAAGCUAAUUUUAUUUAAAAUAACAUAGAGUUCAACUAAAAUGAAGAUGUUGAAGAUUUACAAUUUAUAUCAAAAGACAUACAAAAUUUUGUCAAAGUGGCUGCGGAUAAUUCAUAAAUAAAUAAUGAUCAGGAAAAAAUUCAACAUGAAAACAAAGAAUGGGAUGAAGGUUUAAUUGUAUUUAAUAACAUAGAAGAAUAGAUAUCUUUCUAGUAAACAAACGAGUUUUAGAAUAAUGAGUAAAUAAAAGUAAUUCAAAACUCGCAAAAUUCUAAAAAAAAAAUAGAGAUAGAAUAGCUAGCAUUAAAUUUUGAAAAUAUUAAAGGAGAUUAAAUAUUUUAAAAAAUGGAGAAUGAUCAGAUAGAGCAAUUUGGGAAUUACUCUGAAAAAUAGGAGAACAAAUAAAAGUUAGAAAAUUCUGUUCAAUACUUGAUAGAAAGAUCAAAUAACCUUGAUAUUUAAAUCAAAGAGAACAAAUAAGAAGAAAAUCUUAAUAAAAUCCUAAUGAAUUCUUUCAAAGGAGAAGGCGUGGUUUUAAAUAAGGGAAAGUUUUUGCUAAAGAGAUCUAAUUCUGAAUUAUAUAUUUCAAACGAGCCCAAUUAAAAAAAUAAUUAUGAUUAAAAUAAAAAUUAAAAGAGAAUGUUAUCUGCUAACGAUAUUAUUGAUCUGGAUCAAUCUACAAAUUAAAUAUUUACAAAAGCAACUACUAUCCUAAAAGACGAUUCAAAAGAAAAUCUAGACAUCAAUCAAGAUAUAAUUCAAAAUCAGGAGUUAAAAGUGUAGGAAUCUAAAGGAUAGUAAGUGGAUGAUGAGAAUCAAAAUUUGAGAAAUGUAGAAUAAAUUGCUCCUUUAUAGGAAGCCAAUCAGAUAAUAAAUUAAGAAAACUAAGCUUAGAAUGCGAGUCAGUAAGAAAUUCAAUUGUAAUAAAAUAAUAAUUAAAACUAACCUUAAGAUUAGGCUGUUGUAGCUCCACAAAACUAAAGUGAUGAAUAUUCAUUCUAGUUGUAAUAAACUUAGGCAUAUAUCUCUUCAUUGAGGUAUAGACUAGAGCUUAGAACACAAUCAAUUAAUUCCUUGAAUAGCAUUUUAUGUUAAAAACUGAAAUUCAAGAAAAUUCAAUUGAUUAUAUAUUAUUUUCCUCUCUGUAUAGGAUUCUUAUAUCUUAUGAUCAGGAAUGCAUCUUAAUUUUGUAAUGCUACAAUACUUGCGCACUUCUGUCUUUAUACGCUCUUCUCGUUUAGAAAUUUUCUUUUAAAUAUUUAUGUAUAUAUGAAAUCAUAGCAACAUCUAAGUACUUUGAAUCUAUAUGAAGUUAACAUUCUCAGUCAUGAUCUUUUCUUUUACCUGAUUUCUGAUUUAUAAAUUUAAUACAAAAAGUAAAAAGAUUUACAGAACAAGAUAGAAUAAAUAAGUAUUUAACAGCCUUAAGAUUAGGAAUAAGCUAAUUAAAAUGACAAUAUCAGCAACAACAAUAAUAAUAUAAAUAAUGCUAGUAUUCAAAACAAUUAGGUCAUUAAUAUUCCUUAAAAUAAUUAUAUGUUAGCAUAGUAAAAUGUUUAAAUAUAAAACAAUUAAUAUGUUGCAAAUAACAAUAUAUCAAUGCAUUAAAUUGAUCAAGCAAUCCCCGAAGAGUAUGUAUAAUUAAUUAUGACUGCAAUAAAAUAUUAGUAAAGCUUACAACAAUAGUAAUCUCAAGUAAAUAAUAUUGUUAAUUAAAAUAGAGCAAAUAAUAAUUCUAAUAAUUAGUAAUAUUCCAAUAAUAAUAGUAAUAGCAAUUAAAAUUAAAUUUCAUUUUAAGGUUUCAACAAUAAUAAUAAUGUAGUUUUUAAUAAUUAAAUAAAUAAUAACAAUAAUCAAAAUAGUAAUAACAAUAUUUAAAACCUCCAAGUUAAUUCUAAUGGAUAAAUAAAUAGUAAUACUUCAAACAGUAACAACAAUAUUGAUAAUCCUAAUUUAAUUGAAGCAUAAUGUGAAUAAAAUGCUUAAAAUGUCAAUGAAGCUAACUAAAAUAAAUAAAGCAAAUAAAAUAUUUCAGCUAUAGAAAACUAUUACUUGAUUCAAGUUUUUAAUUUAACAAUCAAAAUUAUUAAGGACACUAAUAUUUUAUAAAAUAUAUUACUAAACUCUCCUAAUAUCAGAGAAAAUAGGGUGAGCUAUGAUUAUUAUCAGAAGCAUUUACUUUAAAUAAAUCACAUAAACCGUUCUAAUAUAAAAGAUACUGAUUAUUUAUUAGAUAAUAAUUAGCAAAUGCUCUACCAAAUUAAUUCAAACUUAAUUUAAAGAGAAAUUGAAGUUAUAAUAAAGUACAAAGACAGGCUUUUGCUGUCUAAAAUAAUGAGAGUCUAUUCAUUUCUUGAAGAAUACUAUUUGGUAAUAUACAACUUGCUUGAAUUCACUUUUUCUUUUUGUUACCCAUCUGAAAUAAAUGUUGCAAUAGUAUUUAGCUUUUAUUACUCAAUAGUAAAUUGGUUAUAGAUUAUAAUUGUGACUGUUGCUCUAAUUUUCAUGCUGAUAGCUCUCAUUUUCUAUCUCUUUUUCUAAUUAUUAGCUUGUAAGAGUAAAAAAGAAUUAAAAACUCACUCUCUCAACGACAUUAAAAACACACUUUAAUCUACUAAAAAGUAUACUGAAUAGGAAUUAUCAGAGCUUUGCUGUAUCAUUUGCUUAGUUGAAUUUGAAGAGAAAGAUUAAGUUUACUUAUCUGAUUGCUGUAAAAGGUGUUUUCAUAAAGGCUGUAUAAUAGAAUGGUUCAAAGUAAAUUAAAAAUGUCCAAUGUGCAGAGCUGUUGCUCUGUAUUGA